UCCAGGCCGCAAGAACUGUCGCCCGAUGUCAACGCGUUACCAUCGGAGUCGUAUGCAACAACCACGAUGACGUCGAUUACACCAGGUAAUAGACUCAGCUGCGAUGACAUAAGUCCGCCUACCCGCCCACAUCGAGACCAUUCGUGCCAGAACUGAGCACGCGGAAAAGACUGUUCGAGAGAAACAAAUGGAGCAGGCUUCAGGCAUAUCAAAAGUUUCAGAGAAACCACCGGAACAGGCGGGAAUCUCGAAAGAAACUGUCCCAGACAAGCCAAUGGAUCAAGGCCCAGAAGUCACAAAAGUUACGGAAACCAUGUCUCCUUCGGGCGUUCAGACAACAACGGAUAUCCACGCCGGAGCAGCUUACGCGAACAAGGGCACAAUGACAUCAUUCUCUGACUCGGAACUUCUGCGGAAUGUGGUGUCCCAUAAGAAUGCUCCCAUGCAUUUUCCUAUCGAUGCACCGGUAAAGACGUCGAGCGCAGGACUUCCGGAAAGCAUGAGGGUCACUGUGGAGUGGAGGAAUCUCACCUGCACGCUACCACUCAAUAAAAGUUUAUUCCAGAGGAUGGAUGAUAGCACAGCCAAGCCACCACGGAGAAGAACAGCGCUAAGAAGCAUGACAGGUUGCGCUAGGCCGGGAGAUCUAAUUGCGAUACUAGGACCUCCGAAUAGCGGAAAAUCUACCCUUAUCAAGGUUCUGAGCGGAUUUUGCAGACAAGGCUACACAGGUGACGUUCUCGUUAAUGGCACAGUGAUCAAUGCCGACGAUAUUGGUCGGCGCAGCUCCUGGGUUGCAGAGACAGACAUGCACAUGGACUGCUUCACGGUCAAGGAGACGUUGUGGAUUGCUGCAGAACUCAAGUACCCCACCAUCACGGAAAGAAAAGAAAAGUUCAAAGCGGUGGUGAAUGUGAUGGAAAGAUGGGGACUCAUGGACAUUCGAAGGGUAUCGGUUGAGCGUGUAAACAAGACACAUCGCCGUCUGCUCACAUGUGCCGAACAAUUCAUAAAUCCUCAGCCUAUCAUAUUCGCCGACGACCCGACAAGGUAUUUGGACUCGUCGCAGGCACGUUCGUGUUUUGGAAACCUCAAGUACCUCGCAUACAGAGGGCACACCGUCAUAGCAGCCAUCUCUAAUCCCAAUUUGGGCAUGCUAAAAUACGUUACUAAGGUCUACGUAUUAGCCGAAGGAAGGGUUGUAUAUCAAGGCCCACCCCAGGACAUCAAAGAUGCCUUAGCAGCCCAUGGCUUUAUAUGUCCUUCAGAGCUGCCCAUCAUCGAAUACUUGCUCCAGGUGACUGCGAAGAUGCACGGAGGUCUGCGGGCCCUUGCUGAAACAGAAACUGUUAAGGCUAAACAGUUUCUGGAAGCGCAAAUGAAUGCUGAGAAUGACCCGGUGGUUGUGAAAGUUGAAAAUAACUUCGAUGACAAUGAAGGUGAAUCACAGAAAGAAGGCCAACCUGCGGACAAUGGGAAGAAAAAGAAGAAGAAGAAACGUCCUAGUGUUACCACCAUUGGCGAGGGAUGGUACGAUGAGGACUCACGCGACUACUUGGCCUUGCUGUUCAACAGAUUUAUCUUCUUCUCCUUCAGGAGCUCUGUCUACAUGUCCUAUCGGCAGUUCCUGAACAUCAGCCUUAUAGUACUAUUUGCGAACAUAUUCAAGUCGGUUGGGUUUGAUCACACGUACGUCAACAUGAACGUCAGCUUUCUGUGCCUGUACAUUGCGUGUGUCUCGAUGGCAUCGCUCCUGAAUGCUACCGUCAAAACACCACGCUUAAUCCGACACGUUGUGCGAGAGCAACGGUAUGCCAUGUACAGCAAGCGUGUCUAUUUCUUGGCAAGGGUAUGCUCCGAACUAACUUACGAGUUAAUGUUCGCCGUGUCGUCGGGCAUCUUUACCUACUACCUGACCCAUCAGCCAAAGGAGGAGAACCGAAUCUUUUACUUCCUUGUGCUUGCGUUCGAGGUUGCAGUCCUGAACCAGGCUUUGGGAAUGCUCAUCGGAACAACAAUUGAGAGCCAUCAAAUGGCAGUCAUGGUGGCCGUUACUGUGUACAUCUAUUCAUUCGUCUUCUGCGGCUACUUUUUCUCUACGAGCGACCUGGCUGUUCACAUUCGAUGGAUGCCCUACACGUCGUACAUGCACUACGCCUUCAACGGUGCCAUGGCCUGCAUCUACGGCUUAAACAGGAAAGAACUAUCCUGUCCAGAGGACUCUGACAGGAACUGUACCUACUCGACGGGGAAGAGUGUGCUUGAAGCAUACUCAAUUUCUGAGUUCGAAUUCUAUAUUGACAUUUCCAUACUGCCGUGUUGCAUUGUAGCGUUGUGGGUGGCUGGAUACCUUGUACUCUCUUUCAGGAUUAAAUGGCGCUUCUAAGGCAGCACAUAUUCUAA
Messenger RNA from Ornithodoros turicata, 2403 nucleotides. Its product is annotated as ATP-binding cassette sub-family G member 4-like. Gene Ontology annotation, molecular function: ATP hydrolysis activity; ABC-type transporter activity; ATP binding. The transcript has 17 exons. The coding region runs from base 188 to 2386 and encodes 732 amino acids. Gene Ontology annotation, biological process: transmembrane transport. Lineage: Eukaryota; Metazoa; Arthropoda; Arachnida; Ixodida; Argasidae. Gene Ontology annotation, cellular component: membrane. The record is from RefSeq and is a predicted model, not a curated record.